AUGACUCAUGAUGGAGCUAGUGGCAGUAAGAGUAAGUUAGGUAGAAAGGAUAAGGGCAAGACCCAAUUUAAGGUCAAUGAAGGUAAAAUCCAUAAAGAGAAGAAGUAUUACUUUCGUAACAAUUUUGUUCAUCUCAUGACUCAUGAUGGAGCUAGUGGUAGUAAGAGUAAGCAGGCUAGGCUCACCCGACCAUUUGGGGUUGCGGAAGAAGUGGCCUGCAAUCCCUCCACCGUUGGGAGAGGGAGGUGGUCGCUCUCUGUGAAACCAGCCUCACGCUGUGCCCUCCACUCUAAGAGACAAGAGACCUAA
Sphenostylis stenocarpa is the source of this 309-nucleotide messenger RNA. The record is from the annotation of a GenBank genome assembly. Lineage: Eukaryota; Viridiplantae; Streptophyta; Magnoliopsida; Fabales; Fabaceae.